CAAAAAACCCAAAUACGUAAAACAUUACCUUUUGCCGUGCCGGUGCCAGCGACGACGAAUUCUCAGGCUCCGAUCAUCGAAAUUGAGGUAGAUUGGUUCUGGUUCCUCAUAGCUUACUGAAAUUAGUGUGUUCUGAAUUCUCUGUCGGAUGGAGCUUAGUCCAAACUAAGUCCAAUUGACUCGCCCAAGCCCUCAGCCUCCAAUUUAUGAACACGGUCAUUGAAGCUUGGAUAAUAGGUUUUUCUGUUCUUCUGCUUGAAAAAUAGUGGCUAUUAAGCUUAUUAUGUAUGAAGUAUAUGGCUACAACUUACUAGCUUUUAAUCAGUGUUUAUUCGUGAAGCAAUGAUUCAUGUUCGUCUACAAGUUCUAAAUCAUUUAUUUGAUGAGACAAUGGUGGGGAGGAAGAGAAUGAUUGGAGUUUCUUUGAAUGCGUAAAAUACAUUUCUCUAGAUGCCCAUGAGUUGCCUGUUUUAUAAGAAUUAUGGGACGCCAUUUUUUCUUCAAUAUCUAUUGGACCCAUCUUCCAAUUACCAAAUUGAGAAGUUGCAAAUUUUGUAGUUCUACUGCGCCGCCUGUUCAACCAGUGCUUCCUUCUUUCUCUUCCCUAAAUGUACGAGUGAAAGGGAAGGCACUUGCCAAUCUGUUGCUCGUUCCUGUUUCAAACAAAUCGAUUUUAUACUACAGGAAAGUUCAUUGUCAAGUUGUCUUGUGGGGCUUACAAUUUGAUGUGUUUUUAUCAAACCUUCUCCUGCAUUCAUAUUUCAAAAUUGGGAGUGUUUUUGAUGCAGGGACAUUGUUCGACAAAAUGCCUAAUAGAAACCUAGUAUCUUGGUCUUCUGUGGUUUCUAUGUAUACUCGAUUAGGCUAUAACGAAAAAGCAUUGCUAUAUUUCUUGGAAUUUCGGAGGACCUCGGAUAAUAAUGUGAAUGAAUAUAUUUUAGCUAGCACUAUCAGAGCUUGUGUUCAACGUGAUGGUGGUGAACCUGGCUCCCAGGUCCAUAGUUACAUUGUUAAAGCAGGAUUUGAUGAGGAUGUUUAUGUAGGAACUUCGUUGAUCGACUUGUAUGCAAAACACGGUGAGAUAGAAAAAGCCAGAUUGAUAUUUGAUGGUUUAGUCAUGAAGAGUGCUGUGACUUGGACUGCUAUUAUUACAGGGUACACAAAAAGUGGAAGGAGUGAGGUUUCAUUGCAAUUGUUUAACUUAAUGAGAGAAAGUAAUGUUGUGCCUGAUAAAUAUGUGCUAUCUAGCGUUCUAAAUGCGUGUUCAAUGCUUGGUUUUCUGGAAGGCGGUAAGCAAAUUCAUGCUUAUGUUAUGAGAAGGGAAGCAAAGAUGGAUGUGUCGACAUAUAACGUUCUUAUAGAUUUCUAUACAAAAUGUGGUAGAGUGAAAGCUGGGAAAGCACUUUUCGAUCGAAUGGAUAUCAAGAAUAUUAUUUCUUGGACUACCAUGAUAUCCGGGUACAUGCAAAAUUCAUAUGAUUGGGAGGCUGUGGAACUAGGUAGUGAAAUGUUCAGAAUGGGAUGGAAGGCAGAUGAGUAUGUUUGUUCAAGCAUUCUUACAUCAUGUGGUUCAGUUGAUGCUUUACAACAUGGAAGACAAAUACAUUCUUAUAUUAUUAAGGUUUGUCUUGAACAUGAUAACUUUGUGGUAAAUGCUUUAAUUGACAUGUAUUCAAAAUGCAAUUCCUUGGAUGAUGCAGAACAAGUCUUUGAUGACACGAAUAGUCACAGUGUGGUCUCGUACAAUGCAAUGAUUGAAGGAUACUCGAGACAAGAGUACUUGGAUCGAGCAUUGGAAAUCUUCCGUGAGAUGAGGGUAAAACAUGUUUCACCAAGCUUUUUAACAUUUGUAAGCCUUCUAGGUAUGUCAGCUGCACUAUUCUGCUUGCAAUUGAGCAAGCAAAUCCAUGGCCUUACCAUCAAAUAUGGGGUCUCUUUAGAUAAGUUCACUAGCAGUGCUCUUAUAGAUGUUUAUUCUAAAUGUUCAUGCAUUAGAGAUGCUAGGUAUGUGUUUGAAGAGACAACUAAUAAAGACAUUGUUGUUUGGAAUGCACUGUUUUCUGGGUAUAACCUACAAUUCGAAAGUGAGGAGGCUUUCGAACUAUACACGGAUUUACAAUUUUCAAGAGAAAGGCCAAAUGAGUUUACUUUUGCAGCCCUGAUUACAGCAGCCAGCAACCUGGCAAGUCUCCAGCAUGGUCAACAGUUCCAUAAUCAAGUCUUGAAGAUGGGUCUCGGAUUAGACGCUUUCAUCACGAAUGCCCUUGUCGAUAUGUACGCUAAGUGUGGGAGUGUGGAAGAAGCUGAAAAAACAUUUUCCUCCUCAGUAUGGAAAGAUACGACAUGCUGGAACUCAAUGAUUUCAAUGUAUGCACAACAUGGAAAAGCAGAAGAAGCUCUUAGGAUGUUUGAAAUAAUGAUGAGCAAUGACAUGACUCCCAAUUAUGUCACUUUUGUGAGUGUUCUAACAGCUUGCAGUCAUGUUGGAUUUGUUGAAGAUGGCCUUCAACAUUUCAAUUCAAUGGCCAGAUAUGGAAUUGAACCAGGAAUGGAACAUUACGCUUCAGUCGUUACACUUUUGGGAAGAGCGGGUCGGUUAUCUGAAGCUCGAGAAUUCAUUGAGAAGAUGACAAUAAGACCUGCAGCAUUAGUAUGGAGAAGCUUGCUCAGUGCAUGCCGAGUUUUCGGCAACAUCGAGUUAGCAAAACAUGCUGCAGAGAUGGCAAUCUCGAUCGACCCCAUGGACAGUGGAUCAUAUAUUAUGCUUUCAAAUAUUUUUGCAUCUAAAGGUAUGUGGGGAGAUGUGAAAAGGUUGAGGUUGAAAAUGGAUGUUAGUGGUGUAGUUAAAGAACCUGGACAGAGUUGGAUUGAGGUGAACGGUGAAGUUCAUGUGUUUGUUUCAAGAGACAGAGUCCAUGAGGAGAGUGAUUUAAUAUAUUUAGCUUUGGAUGAAUUAACUGUGCAGAUGAAAGAUGCAGGUUAUGUACUUGAUACCACAAUUCUUGAAGCCAAUGAUUGAGAUAUGACAUUAAAGGAAACAUUCUUGUGAAGAACAGUUCCUAAAAUUCAUGAUUCAUUGAGCUUUGAAAUA
Messenger RNA from Cucurbita pepo subsp. pepo (vegetable marrow), 3091 nucleotides. RefSeq names its product Tetratricopeptide repeat (TPR)-like superfamily protein. Gene Ontology annotation, biological process: RNA modification. Lineage: Eukaryota; Viridiplantae; Streptophyta; Magnoliopsida; Cucurbitales; Cucurbitaceae. The record is from RefSeq and is a predicted model, not a curated record. Gene Ontology annotation, molecular function: RNA binding; protein binding.